UGGUCUCUGCUGCCCCCGGGCGGCCGUUUAGGGUACUACCUCAGGGAGGUUCGAGAGGAGGACCAGUCAUCUGAGCGAGGAUGAGACGCCCACGCGGGGCAGGAGACUGAGUGAAAACGGGAGCACUAAGACCCAGUGGGACCGGAGGAGUAGGCGCUGGAGGGUGGGAGCCGUCUGGUACCUUGGUCGCCUUCGAAACAGCAUCUUCUCUCGUGACAAAAAUGGCCAGUCAGACCCAGGGUAUCCAGCAGCUCCUCCAGGCUGAGAAGCGGGCAGCGGAGAAGGUGGCCGAUGCCAGGAAGAGGAAGGCCCGGCGCCUGAAGCAGGCGAAGGAGGAGGCUCAGAUGGAGGUGGAGCAAUACCGCAGGGAGCGAGAGCAGGAGUUCCAGGGCAAGCAGCAGGCAGCCAUGGGCUCUCAGGGGAACCUGUCUGCUGAAGUGGAGCAGGCCACCAGACGGCAGGUUCAGGGCAUGCAGAGCUCCCAGCAGAGAAACCGGGAGCGUGUGCUGGCUCAGCUUCUCGGCAUGGUCUGUGACGUCAGGCCCCAGGUCCACCCCAACUAUCGGAUUACUGUCUAGAACCAUUGCUUAGGGACACAGGCCUAGAGUGACUCCUUCUGUCAGCUCCUCCCACAGAGAACUAUCCCUACUCAACUAUCCUCCUUCCACAGAGAACUAUCCCCGCCUGUGUAGCAUGCGCAGAGCCCUGAUACGCAGAGCCUGAGCUCAGUCCACACUAACCCGCCCCCCCAUCAGAUCACUUCGCAUAGUGCAUAGUAACCUGUUCCUGGAGGGGAGGCUUCUGUGUGGCAGAACCCAAUAUUCUCCCGUGAGACGUACAAAUAGCUCGUUCAAACUGAGAUCUCUGGUUCCACGACACCCACUGGAAUUACACUAAUGAAUGUCCAGUUCGUCUCCACUGGAUCCCUCUGAGAAACGUGUGUCGUGGUGACAGGCGUAUGAAAAGCACCCUGACUUCAGAGCUCAGUAACUUCUGUUCCUCUCCCACCCCUGGUUGCUGCUGGCUACAAGUGGUACAAGCUAUUUAACCUGGAAGCCUCAGUGUCCUUGUCUUUGUAACUGGAAUGAUGGCAAUGCUUACUUUGUAAAGUGGCUGCUGUGAAUUGUCCUAUGAGAAUUCAGCAUAGUUCCAGAUGGGCAGUAGCUGCGAGCCUGUAUCAUGACCACACUCUGCGCGCCUGCCAGAAUCCUAAUCCUGUCUCCUGACUUUUUUAUUCCCGGUGUUCCAGCUCUGCUCAGUCACUGUAACUCUAGUAAUCCUCUAAGAAUUUGUUUUUCUUGCUUUCUGCUAGCAUAUCAUGCCCCCUGAACAGUUGAGAGUAAUAAUGUCAUUGAGUGCCUCUCUCUGAGUCCUAAAUAUAUAUCGAACCUCUUAGCACCUCCCGUUGUUUCUCUGGUCUUCCUCGUGGUUGGCUCCCCUUUCCUCUGUUUCCCCAAAGCUUGCUGCUUCUGGGAGCUGAAGAGAUCUGCGACAUCCACAUGCAUGCGUUCCUUUCCAUGCCCUGGGCACCUCGCCUCCCUGUGUAACAGCGGAGUGUCAAUGAAACACCGUCGGAUGACUCUGCUGUCAGUGAGGUGAAAGCAGCCUCCUUUGCCUCGCCACCCCUCACUUUGGCCGAUGUCCACAGCGUUCUGCACUGAUACGGUCUCCAAAGCACUGCAGAGGGCUGUCCUGGAAGCUUUUCGGAGAAACAGCAGCACAUGGUCCUAUGUUCUCUCUCUCAAGAGGGAGCACGUGUGCUUCCUCAGGAGCAGCUGUAAGGAAACGUUGGCAGAGCAGAACUUGUCCCUUUCCUUGUUUUAGGCUGCUCAUCAGUGACAGAGAGGUGGGGGGGGGGAAUGGGGGAGAGAAUGGGAGAGAGAGAGAGAGACAGACAGACAGACAGACAGAGAAUCACCAUGCACCUUAUUAUGUAUCCCUGACUGUCCUGGAAUUUGCUAGGCCAGGCUAGCCUUGAACUCACAGAGAUCCACAUGCCUCUGCCUCUUGAGUCCUGGAAUUAAAGACAUGCACCACCACACCUGGCUUGACAUUAUGUUUGGGUACCGUUGCUCAUUAUGUUUCUGAUGAUAAGGUCGUUGUGUCCCCAGAGCCUAGGACAGCACUUCGCACUUGAUUAGCAGUUAAUGAAUACUUCGGAAUAAAAAGAUGCUAGGGGGUGGGACACUGCUGGCCUCUGACGCCCAUUCCUGUAUCAGUUCCCUCCACAGCUCAUUUCACGCUGAGCUUGAGUCAAUGAGGUAACCGAUAGUCUUUUCUUGUAUGACUUUUCUGUAGAGACACAUUAAAAACAAAAGUCUAUGCCAAAUAAAGCAGUCAUGAAACACCAAAGAAAUUUCACCUCCCAAGUCUCGCCUGGCAGACCAAGGGGCUCACUGGAGUCAUUGGUUGUAUCGUGGGUGAUAGCUUAUUUAUAGGAGUGAGACUGGAGCAGUUUCUCAUCCAAAAGUCAUCCAUCACCGGUGUCCUCUGCGUGACUUGUACGAAGACCGAAGAGAAUCCUGUAACCAGGAGCUGUUUACUGGUGACAUAAUCUGGGCAAAGGGUUCUGUGUCUUGCAACUUAUUUCUGAAUUUCAUGAGCCUUCUCCACACUCGUCAGGAGGGAAUGUUUCAAACCAGGGGAAAUAGCUAUACAAAA
Messenger RNA from Apodemus sylvaticus (European woodmouse), 2661 nucleotides. RefSeq names its product ATPase H+ transporting V1 subunit G2 (gene Atp6v1g2). Gene Ontology annotation, molecular function: proton-transporting ATPase activity, rotational mechanism. Lineage: Eukaryota; Metazoa; Chordata; Mammalia; Rodentia; Muridae. The transcript has 3 exons. Gene Ontology annotation, biological process: proton transmembrane transport. Gene Ontology annotation, cellular component: vacuolar proton-transporting V-type ATPase complex. The record is from RefSeq and is a predicted model, not a curated record. The coding region runs from base 222 to 578 and encodes 118 amino acids.